Zymoseptoria tritici IPO323 is the source of this 2196-nucleotide messenger RNA. RefSeq lists its product as uncharacterized. The coding region runs from base 19 to 1581 and encodes 520 amino acids. Lineage: Eukaryota; Fungi; Ascomycota; Dothideomycetes; Mycosphaerellales; Mycosphaerellaceae. The transcript has a single exon. Gene Ontology annotation, molecular function: homoserine O-acetyltransferase activity; L-serine O-acetyltransferase activity. The record is from RefSeq and is a predicted model, not a curated record. Gene Ontology annotation, biological process: L-homoserine metabolic process.
GACAUACCGAAGAACGCCAUGAGCAGCUGCAGAGCGCUCUCCUCGCUCGCCCGUUCAGCUCCAAGGGCACUUCGCAAAACACAUCCGCGAACACGAGCUAUACAAUCCCGCUGCAUCACCCAAGACUCCAGACGUCCCGCACAAGCAUUCGCAGCAAAGCCUCUCCAGGACGAUCACCCAGCCGGUCCUUCGAUCUCCAAUCCCCAACUAUCUUUCCCAUGUCUCGACAACGCAGAAGAUCGAACACGCAAACUUGUUAGCAAACGAUCGCUGUCCGGACCUGAACCUUCCUACACCAGCGGAAAGACCGAAACAUUUCACUCCGAUGAGCCUAUACUUCUCGACUGGGGAGGCAUUCUCCCUUCGUUCGACAUAGCUUGGGAAGCAUGGGGAACUUUGAACGCGGAAAAGAGCAAUGCGAUCCUUCUACACACUGGGCUAUCGGCAAGUAGCCAUGCCCACAGCACGGCUGCUGAACCCAAACCAGGCUGGUGGGAGAAGUUCAUUGGGCCUGGCUGUCCGCUCGAUACGGACAAAUACUUUGUCAUUUGCACGAAUGUUCUCGGAGGAUGCUACGGCUCAACAGGACCCUCUAGCAUCGAUCCUGUCAGCGGGCAACAUUACGGCACAUCGUUCCCCAUCCUCACCAUGCACGACAUGGUACGAGCUCAAUUCCGACUUCUCGACUCUCUGGGAAUUGACAAACUCUACGCCUCUGUCGGAAACAGCAUGGGUGGUAUGCAAUCGCUAGCUGCUGGAGUCCUCUUCACCGAUCGCGUAUCUCGCAUUGUCUCGGUAUCGGGCUGUGCUCGAUCACAUCCGUACUCAAUUGCUAUGCGCCACACCCAACGGCAGGUCCUCAUGAACGAUCCCAAUUGGGCGUCCACAAGAGGAAACUACUACACUUCCAUUCCACCUCACACCGGCAUGAAGCUUGCCCGACAAAUCGCAACGAUCACAUACCGCUCAGGUCCGGAGUGGGAGAAUCGCUUCGGACGCCAGCGCGCGGAUGCAUCUAAACCUCCUGCGCUAUGUCCAGACUUCCUGAUUGAGACCUACCUCGAUCACGCCGGGGAGAAGUGGUGUCUGGAAUAUGAUGCCAAUUCACUUCUCUAUGUUAGCAAGGCCAUGGAUCUCUUCGACUUGGGACGGGAGAACCAGGAGGCUGCGGCGGAGCGACGAACAACGAAUGCCGAGAAGAUGCAGCAUUCCUCAUUUAUCGAACAGGUGAAGCAAGAUCGCUGCACCCUUUCUUUACCCGACGAACCAUACCAAGAGACCGAAUCUUCCUCCGACCGACUGUCCGACCCAUCUACCCCAUCGGUAUCGUCCGGUCCUCCAGAAGAUCUCAUCCACGGCCUAGCUCCGUUGCGGGAUACACCUACGCUCGUCCUCGGCGUGGCAUCCGAUAUCUUAUUCCCCGCCUGGCAGCAAAGAGAGAUCGCGGAGACGUUACGAAAAGUGGGUAACCGCAGCGUGACGCAUGUGGAGCUUGGCGAGGAUCGUAGUCUGUUUGGUCACGACACUUUCUUGCUAGAUCUUGAGGGUGUGGGUGGAGAAAUCAGGAGAUUUCUGGGGUGAAAUGCAUUCGACUGGUUCUGUAUUCACAAAUCAAUCGGAAUAGCAACGCGACACACAAGACAUGCCACAUGACGGGUUCACCAGCAAGCGAUGGUUACACCGAAGUGAGAAGAACUUGACCUAGCGUCGGGCGAAUUACAACCAACGAUCGAGCUGCACUGCACCGCUACUGCUGUGGUACGUCGUAUAACGAGUAACACGAAACGAAAGCUAGCGCCGGACGUCUUCCCGCCAACGAGCGAGGUCUCUGCCAACCUCCUUCCGCUGGCUGCACAAUUCUUUGCGCUGUGGAACGUCUCUUUGCGCUGGUGGAACGACGUAAGCUAGCGCCAGACGGAUUUCAGCCAACGACGGACUUGUGCCGCCACUCUUGCAGUGCUUCUGCGGGUCUGUGUAACAAGCGUGCAUUCCUCAGAAAUGCGGACUUGAGCUAGCGUCCUCGAGAUGUUGGCCAAUGUCUGUUCGAAGGAUUCGUAGACGACGGUGGUGACUCCGAUGGGUUGGGCCCCUGGAAUAUGCGUGUUAGGAGCGUUGGAGAAGCAGAAAGAUGAGGCAUGAGCAUAUGCUGAAAAGACUACCGCCAUUUAAGACGAAUAGAACGGCAAAGAAUUCUGC